Erinaceus europaeus (western European hedgehog) is the source of this 933-nucleotide messenger RNA. Its product is annotated as olfactory receptor 1361-like. The record is from RefSeq and is a predicted model, not a curated record. The transcript has a single exon. Gene Ontology annotation, cellular component: membrane. Gene Ontology annotation, molecular function: olfactory receptor activity; G protein-coupled receptor activity. Bases 1 to 933 code for a protein of 310 amino acids. NCBI's taxonomy places the organism in Eukaryota, Metazoa, Chordata, Mammalia, Eulipotyphla, Erinaceidae. Gene Ontology annotation, biological process: G protein-coupled receptor signaling pathway.
AUGGAAAGAAGAAACCAGACCAGAAUCUAUGAAUUUCUUCUCAUGGGUCUCUCUGAGCAUCCAGAACAGCAAUCUCUCUUCUUUGGGUUCUUCUUGGGAAUGUACCUAACCACUGUGAUGGGAAAUCUGCUCAUCAUCCUGGCUGUUGCCUCUGACUCACGCCUCCAUACCCCCAUGUACCUCUUUCUGACCAAUCUGUCCUUGUCUGACAUUGGGUUUAUCUCUACAGUAAUUCCCAAGAUGCUUGGUAAUAUUGGUUCAGGAAGUAAACUGAUUUCUUAUGGUGGGUGCCUGACACAACUCUAUUUCUUCGGCCUAUUUGCAGAUCUGGACAAUUUUCUCCUGGCUGUGAUGGCACUUGACCGUUAUGUGGCCAUCAGCCACCCCCUCCAUUAUGCCAUGACCAUGAACUCCCAACGUUGUGUUCUACUGGUGACUGGCUCAUGGGUGAUCACUACAUUUCACGCUCUACUGCAUACUCUUCUAGUGAUCAAUCUUUCCUUCUGCGGCCCCAAUAUCAUCCCCCAUUUCUUCUGUGAUCUUGUCCCACUCCUGAAGUUGGCCUGCUCCAGUACUUAUAUCAAUGACCUGAUGCUCAUCCUUGUAGCAGGAACAUUGCUUGUAGGACCAUUUGUCUGCAUCCUUACAUCUUACUUUUACAUUGCUUUGGCUAUCCUGAAAAUUGAUUCCCCAAAGGGUAAGCAAAAGGCCUUCUCCAACUGCACCUCCCACCUUUCUGUGGUUUCUCUAUUCUACAGCACAGCUAUUGGGGUCUAUUUAUGCCCUCCAUCCUCCUCCUCAGGUGGGAAAGACAGAGUCUUCUCAGUAAUGUACACAGUCGUGACCCCCAUGCUGAAUCCUUUCAUCUACAGCCUGAGAAAUAGGGAUAUGAAGGGGGCACUAGGGAAAUUACUCAGAAUAAAAACAUUGUAA